CCAUGUGUUUGCAGCAGCGUGUACACUGAAGGCAGCAGGUCGAUCGCAAGCAGCAACUGUUUUAAACUUCUAAUCAGAUCUGUUGCUCGAACAUGUCUUUCCGUGGAGGUGGUGGAAGAGGAGGACGUGGAGGAGGUGGUGGAUUCGGCAGAGGAGGGGGUGGAUUCGGCCGAGGAGGGGGUGGAUUCGGUAGAGGCGGUGGAGGUAGGGGAGGUUUUGGAGGACGAGGAGGUGGCAGAGGAGGUUUUAACAGACAGCAGGACUUUGGGCCUCCAGAAUAUGUUGUCGCCCUGGGAGAGUUCGUCCACCCAUGUGAGGACGAUAUUGUGUGUAAGUGUGUGACUGAAGAGAACAAGGUUCCCUAUUUCAACGCUCCUGUGUACUUGGAGAACAAAGAGCAGAUUGGUAAAGUGGAUGAGAUCUUCGGCCAGCUUCGAGGCUUUUACUUUUCAGUUAAAUUGUCAGAUAACAUGAAGGCGUCGUCAUUCAAGAAAUUACAGAAGUUCUACAUUGACCCAGCAAAGCUGCUGCCUCUCCAGAGGUUCCUCCCGAGACCACCGGGUGAGAAAGGUCCUCCUCGAGGUGGCAGAGGCGGGGGCAGAGGGGGUGGACGAGGAGGUGGCUUCCGCGGGGGCAGAGGAGGCGGAGGCCGUGGAGGUGGUGGUUUUGGAGGAGGUGGUUUUGGAGGAGGUGGUUUUGGAGGAGGUAGAGGAGGAGGAUUCAGAGGUGGACGUGGAGGCGGUGGUGGCCGAGGUUUCAGAGGUGGAAGAUGAUAGUAAAUGGCACUAUUCUUGCCUAAGAAGAACCUCUAUGGAGAUGAAACAAAGAGAAGCAGUUACAGGAGGUUGGACCACUGCACCAACAAUUAACUGCCUCCUAUACAGCUCAACCUCUUUUUUUAUUAUUAUUUUUAAUGUAUACUUUUUCAGAUGUGUAAUCAGUUGAUGCUAAACGUUUGCAAUUGACCUGAAUGUGUGUCUAAAUGUCUCCAUAAUUAUGGCUGAGGGACACUGACUUUUAGACAUGUUUUCCCUUUGUUGGUUGAAUUAGGAUCGAUGUUACACCAGUGUGCUAUGUAAAAACCUUUAUAAAUGAAAUGCACAAUGCCCAGGGUUGAGUAGUAUGUUCAUGUAAACAUUUGGCAGAUGGAACUGUGUUCAAAUCAUUAGACAUGUCUUCACUCCCUGAUGUACAAUAGCAUGGAAACAGUGCUAAUGGUAAAUAAAUCUAUGGUGUUCGUAAA
This is a messenger RNA of Trichomycterus rosablanca, 1243 nucleotides long. It is a transcript of the gene gar1, whose product is annotated as GAR1 homolog, ribonucleoprotein. Gene Ontology annotation, molecular function: box H/ACA snoRNA binding. Lineage: Eukaryota; Metazoa; Chordata; Actinopteri; Siluriformes; Trichomycteridae. The transcript has 7 exons. The coding region runs from base 93 to 773 and encodes 226 amino acids. Gene Ontology annotation, biological process: ribosome biogenesis; snoRNA guided rRNA pseudouridine synthesis. The record is from RefSeq and is a predicted model, not a curated record. Gene Ontology annotation, cellular component: box H/ACA snoRNP complex.